Molecule: messenger RNA, 528 nt
Organism: Pseudoliparis swirei
Lineage: Eukaryota; Metazoa; Chordata; Actinopteri; Perciformes; Liparidae
Gene: asip2b
Product: agouti signaling protein, nonagouti homolog (mouse) 2b
Exons: 5
Coding region: 1-528 (175 amino acids)
Biological process (GO): adult feeding behavior; hormone-mediated signaling pathway; positive regulation of feeding behavior
Cellular component (GO): extracellular region
Molecular function (GO): type 1 melanocortin receptor binding; neuropeptide hormone activity
Source: RefSeq, a predicted model, not a curated record
AUGCAUGUGUCUGGGAAGUACGACAGGAUCAUCCAUGAGGACUCCGACGCAGAGAUAAAGAACCAGGCGACCAACACGUCGGAUGUCUCCAUCGUGGCAUCCGAGGAGAGGCAGCUGGUUACAGUCGGGAUGAAGCUGGCUUUCAUGUGUUUGUGCCUUCUGCAUUUGACCGUUGUCGGUGCCGGACAAUUCAACCGCAAAGAGCCUCGCAAAGACCGCGGCAAUGCGCCGGCCAGAGCCCAGAAGCCUCAGCACCUCGGCACAGGGUCUGUAAUCCUAUCCCGACAGAGACCCCUGUUUGCGAGGAGAGGACAGUAUGAAAGACAAAGGAUCCAUACAUCGAAGCCCAGAGUGACCCCCGCUCGUCCAAAUGGCGCUCUGGCUUAUUCCAAAGCGGGACCCAGACCUGUGAAGCCGAAGUGCUCUCAGCUGACACAGAGCUGUUUGCCCCAGUUUGGCUGCUGUGACACAAACGCCGCAUGCCACUGCCGCUUCUUCAACGCCAUCUGCUUCUGCCGCCGGUCGUAA